GUUUGUGGUCCGUGUGAUGUGCUCCGUGCUGGGCCUGUUGGUGCGGCAGAGUGACCUGCGGCCGCGCGGGGCCGGUGCCAGGGUCUUCAUCGCCAACCACGUCACACACUUCGACCACAACGUCGUCAGCCUCCUCACCCCCUGCAACACGCCUGCCCUGAACGGAGCCCCAGGGUUCCUCUGCUGGUCCCGGGGGUUCAUGGAGCUGGGAGUGACAGGCAGCCGCUCGGAGCUGGUGGAUUCCCUGAAGGUGUACUCGUCUCACCACGGAAACCCUCCACUGCUGCUGUUCCCAGAGGAGGCAGCCACCAACGGCCGGGCCGGGCUGCUCCGCUUCAGCUCCUGGCCAUUCUCAAUCCUGGAUGUGGUCCAGCCCGUUGCCCUCCAGGUCCGGAGGCCAUUGGUUGCUGUGAGCGUGGCUGACUCCUCCUGGAUCACAGAGCUGCUCUGGACCUUCUUUGUUCCCUUCACAGUAUAUCAAGUAAG
Acanthisitta chloris (rifleman) is the source of this 486-nucleotide messenger RNA. It is a transcript of the gene AUP1, whose product is annotated as ancient ubiquitous protein 1. Lineage: Eukaryota; Metazoa; Chordata; Aves; Passeriformes; Acanthisittidae. The transcript is spliced from 4 exons. Gene Ontology annotation, cellular component: membrane. The annotation marks the transcript as partial. The record is from RefSeq and is a predicted model, not a curated record.